This is a messenger RNA of Blastomyces gilchristii SLH14081, 3010 nucleotides long. Its product is annotated as oxidoreductase. Gene Ontology annotation, molecular function: oxidoreductase activity; nucleotide binding. Gene Ontology annotation, biological process: NADPH regeneration. The transcript is spliced from 5 exons. Lineage: Eukaryota; Fungi; Ascomycota; Eurotiomycetes; Onygenales; Ajellomycetaceae. The record is from RefSeq and is a predicted model, not a curated record. Bases 956 to 2227 code for a protein of 423 amino acids. Gene Ontology annotation, cellular component: cytoplasm.
GGGAGGGUAGAAUCUACUGAAUGUCGUCGAGUAGAUUUUGGUUUUUGAGCUUCCAUCUGACAGGUCCUCCAUUACACAUGACCAGGUAAAAGUUGCCCUUUGAGCCUUCCAAGGAUGUUUAUGUCUAAAAUUGCCCUGCAUCCAACAUUGCAAAGCUGGACGAUCGCACGAAACCGUUAUGUCGUCCAAACACUCAUCUGACGCUCAUUCCGAGGCAAGCAUAUAGGCGCAUUGCUUCUCCCAUUCUCGACCUAAAUCUUAAGCGGGGCAUUUGCAGGUCUAGCGCACCUUUGCAUGAGAACUAAGGGAUGCAUAUAUUUUUUCUGUACUGCAACAAGAAAGACUAUCCCAGCUCUGUAUCGCCUCGGUGGAGUUGGCAAUCAAUCCGGCUAAAAGCUCAAGGCGGUUUAAGAAAGCCAGGUAGCUUCCAACCGCUUCAUUGUGCUACCUAAAGGGGUUAUGUUGACUUUGUUUUAAGUUUCAUCAUGGCUUAAACCGGUCGACAAUUAUUCUUUGGGGCAGUUUCACCAAUAAACCAACCACCUUGGUAGUUAGCGGGAGAUCAUGGAUGGAAGUACUCCGUAUUUCAUGGGUUAUGAUGUAAGAGGGGUAAAUGUCCGGUAGGGCUAAACCUUACAGAUCUGUCAGCUUGUAUGUACAGCGCAAGGAACGGAAAGCAAGAAUAUAAGAUACAGAUUUUGCAGAAGUUGGCCGCUGUUGGCAUAUCCUUUGUGCUGCUGUUGCUUGCUUGUUUUAUCCCAUAUAUAGUUUUACCCGCGACGCGGUUCUGUGCGGGACUUUUCGCUAUAUUCCGCUGUCUUUACCUGCAUAUGACUGGCUAUAUAGCCCCUCCUAUUUGCUUUGCUCUUUCUCCUUGUUCUCCUUCUCCCACUCCCUAACUCCAUACCUCAUUGCUACAAUUGCUACCUGUUCAUUGAAAAAUCCUGCGAUCUACAUGCAUACACACCCGACAAGAGCAAAUAUGGCCCCUCCAAGUGUUCUGAUGGUGGGAACCGGAGAAUAUACCACUGGCUUCGUAGGCGGAUGCGAAUCAGGUUCAGACAAAAAAGUUGGCGUCGUGGGCUUGACCCUCUUCGAUUUGCGCAGGAGAGGUAAAGUCGGUAGCUUGAGCAUGGUGGGCGUCUCCGGGUCCAAGUUCCCUGCAAUUAAACAGCACCUCCAAAAAAACAUCUCGCAGGUCUAUAACAACCUAGACGUUUCUUUUAAAUCCUUUCCCGCAGACGACCAAGUGGAUCCAGAAGCCUACAAGGCCGCCAUAGAUGACCUGCCCCCCGGGUCUGCAGUCAUCAUCUUCACCCCAGACACCACCCAUUAUCCCAUCGCUCUAUAUGCCAUCCAGCGCAAGAUCCACGUCUUGAUUACCAAACCCGCCACAAAACUGUUGAAAGACCACCUCCACCUCCUCGAGGAAUCGCGCAAGCACGGCGUCUUCGUCUUCGUGGAGCACCACAAGCGCUUCGAUCCAGCUUACUCUGACGCACGCGCCAAGGCACGCACCCUAGGUGACUUCAACUACUUCUACAGCUACAUGAGCCAGCCGAAGAGUCAGCUGGAGACGUUCAAGGCCUGGGCGGGCCGCGAUAGCGACAUCUCGUAUUACUUGAACUCUCACCAUGUGGAUAUCUGCGAGAGUAUGGUGCCGGAGUAUUCGCCGGUGAAGGUGACGGCGAUGGCAUCGAAAGGUGCCGCGGUGGCACUGGGCUGUGUGCCUGAGACAGAGGACACGAUCACACUCUUAGUCGAAUGGAACAAGAACGGUGAGCCGGACAAGAUUGCCACGGGAGUUUAUACGGCGAGCUGGACGGCGCCACAGAAGGCUGGGGUUCAUUCGAAUCAGUAUUUUCAUUGGAUGGGCUCGAAAGGCGAGAUUCGAAUCGAUCAAGCCAAGCGUGGUUAUGAUGUGACAGACGAUAGCCAGGGUAAUGUCGCCUGGGUAAAUCCAUUCUACAUGCGCUAUGCACCGGACGAAGAAGGCAACUUCGGCGGUCAGACAGGUUACGGUUAUAUCAGUUUUGAGAAGUUUGUAGAUGCCGUAAGCGCGUUGAACGACGGUCGGGUGACUCUGGAUGAGCUCGAUAAACGUGGGCUACCUACCCUUAAGAACACGAUCGCCACCACUGCAAUUUUGGAGGCCGGAAGAGUGUCGCUAGAUGAGAAGCGCGCGGUUGAGAUCGAAAGGUUGGGAGAGACUUGGCGGUUGAAGUAAUGUGAAGUGUCGCUGGUCGGGGGCACGUAAGGUUUAAGGGGGAAAGGGAGAUAUAUCACGCACCAUGCUGAGGGGUUGAUUCGCUUCUUCCUUUCAUGCAUGCUUCACGCAUACUGUUAUCGUUUUGUGGUUUGGAAGUUUGCUUCUCGUGGGAGGUAAAGGGGGAAUCGCACGGAGAUAAUUUAUCAUUGAGGUGGGUGUGUAAGAAUUGAAUUGAAAUGAAUAAAUUGGAAGUGACUGAUUUGAUAGCUCGCUCACACGGCUAAAAAUGAUGGAGAGGCAGUGGAUAACAUAGGGAAAGAGCAAAGAUAAAGAAGAGAAAAAAAAAAAAAAAAGGCCUAAUAAACCUACAAGGUAGUUAAGUAGCAUUGAUGCGCCAUACAUAGCCAGCCGCCAAAACGUAAAGGACGGCCGUAGGGUUAGUUAUAUGUAUGGUUUUUUUUUGGAGUUUCAUUUCGUACGGAAAUCGUUGAAAGAAUUUAGAAUUUUUGUUUUUGCUUUUUAGACGCUUGCAACCCAUGUAUGAGUUGCGAGGUGAGGAGUUGGUAUAUAUCACAUGAAUUACACAUAUAUGAACCUUGGAAAUGUAUAAUUCAUGUGAUUUAUGCCCCUAUUCAAUAUUUUAUAGAAUUCGGGGUUUGUUUUGCAAGCGGAGAUGGAUCCGAGUGCAAUGAAUGCAUGUAGGUGAGAAAUCUAUAGAAAUGGAGCAGGUUAGUUAGGAGUAAACAGAUGGAGAUGUACAGGAUUGCAAGUGAUUGUAUGAUUACUGGGGAUCAACUUACG